This is a messenger RNA of Solea solea (common sole), 3648 nucleotides long. RefSeq names its product neuropilin (NRP) and tolloid (TLL)-like 1, like (gene neto1l). The record is from RefSeq and is a predicted model, not a curated record. Gene Ontology annotation, molecular function: protein binding. Bases 898 to 2568 code for a protein of 556 amino acids. The transcript is spliced from 12 exons. NCBI's taxonomy places the organism in Eukaryota, Metazoa, Chordata, Actinopteri, Pleuronectiformes, Soleidae.
GCCUUUUGUUCAAACACGCGAGAGAGCCCACGUGCCCGUCACCUCUCCCGACUCCACUUUUCCUCCACGUCUGCGGGUGCGUAAGUAGAUGAAAGAAGGAAAGACGCGUCUUGGAGAAGUUUCCAAAUGCGUGCGUCAAAAGUGCGUGAGAAUGGUGGCGCAUUGGUCGUCUGUAGUCAGUGCCGAAUGAACGGGAGGUGGUGGAGGAGCAGGAUGAGGAGCAGGAGGGAGACCAUACAUUAACUCGUGCUGGCUGCGGCGGACUCUCUCUCCAGUUGACAGAAGCGCAGACAGAGGGAUGCGCGCAGAGCAACACUGACAGAUUAUUCAGGAAAAGGCGACAAAUGGAAGGAACGUUCACUUAAUGUUUUUCUUUCUGGUGUACCAGGGGAUUUUUACGCACCGAGAAGUGUGACAGAAAACGCUGCAGGGAUGAGUGUUGCGUGGUUUUUCGUGCUCCUAAAGGAUCCACUCUCCUGAUAUAGGGACCAAAGAGGACAAAACAAGGCUGCCCAUGAUAUUUUCCAAAAGAAGAUCGCAAAGGUGGAGCGAUUAGAGAAGGGCUGAUGACGGGACUAUUAAUCCUUUCAGUGCAUCAGAAGCACCAAAGGGUAUUGGAAGCGUUUGGAUGGAAAUCGGGCGAGUGUUUAGAACUCUUUUUGGUUUUAUAUGAAACUGGUGAUUAGUUGUUGUGGCACAUCUGCACGGAUUGUUUUCUUCCUCCUGUCACUGAAGAUUUGAUUAAGGAGUAUUUUUCCACCGACAGGUUUUAUGGUAUGAGCGGUUUCCUGGUGUGAAUUCCAAGAAACUCAUCUCAAUCUUUUUUUUUUCUUUUCCAGUAUUCCUAAAUCUAAAUGGAAUUAGUUGAGUCUGAAGCCGUUUGUGAAAGGAACAGACAUGGUUCAUGGGCACAGCUUCCAUCACGUUGUUGCAAGUCUUCUCAUACUUGGGUUGUCUGGGGCAACAAAGAAGGAUACAGCAGUAAAAAACAACUCUGGAGUGAAGCCUGUAGGUCAGUGUGGAACCUGGGUGAAAGAACCAGAAGGAGGCCUCUUCACGUCUCCCAACUACCCAAGCAAAUACCCACCAGACACAGAGUGUGUUUACAUCCUUGAAGCCCCCCCAAGGCAGUGUAUCGAUCUACACUUUGAGGAGAAUUACUCAAUCGAGUCCUCUUGGGAAUGUAAAUUUGACAACAUCGAGGUUCGGGAUGGACCAUUUGCCUUCUCCCCAAUGCUCGGACGAUACUGCGGUCAGCACAGCCCGCCUGAUAUCAGGAGUAGUGGCAGAUAUCUGUGGAUAAAAUUUGUUGCAGAUGGUGAACUGGAAGCAGUUGGAUUUUCAGCAAGUUACAACUUCACUGCAGAUCCGGACUUUGCAGACUUGGGAGUACCUCCACCUCUGCCCUCCUGUCAGUAUGACAUGGCCGGUCCAGAAGGUAUUGUUGAGUCUCAUCAGAUCACCCGAGACGGGAAGGCGGGCACUGCCGAGGCCGUGGACUGUAAAUGGUACAUCCGCGCUCCGCCGCGCUCCAAGAUCUACCUACGUUUCCUCGACUAUGAGAUGGCCAAUUCCAAUGAGUGCAAGCGCAACUUUGUGGCGGUGUAUGACGGUGGCAGUUCGGUGGAAGACCUGAAGAGCAAGUUCUGCUCCACGGUGGCCAACGACAUCAUGCUGGUCUCCACGCUCGGUGUUAUCCGCAUGUGGGCAGACGAAGCCAGCCGUAAAAGUCGAUUUCGCAUCCUCUUCACAACCUACCAAGAACCUCCAUGUGAGGCAGAUGCCUUCUUCUGUCACAGCAACAUGUGCAUAAACAACACACUGGUGUGCAACGGCAUGCAGAACUGUGUCUAUCCCUGGGAUGAGAACCAGUGUAAAGAGAAAAGGAAAGCCAACAUCCUGGACAACCUAAACAACACCAACGGGACCAUCAUUGGCGUCACCUGCUGCAUCGUCCUCAUCCUCCUCAUCGUCUCCGUCAUUGUCCAGAUCAAGCAGCCGCGCAAAAAGUACAUCUUGCGGCGUGAGGACUUUGACCCCACCAUGUUCCAGGAAGUGUUUGAGCCGCCGCACUAUGAGCUGUGUACUUUACGCAGCGCCACCGCGGCCGCAGCGGCGUCCGCAGACUUAGUCGACCUGGCGGAGGACUUUGAAAACUACCACGCCCUUCGCCGUGCCUCCUCACGCUGCAUCCACGAUCACCACUGUGGGUCCUCCUCCAACCCUGGCUCUGCCCACAUCUCCCAGCUGUCACUCAGUGGACGAGGGAGUCGCGGAAACUUGAGCCCCCGCGACGGAGCAGCCGCCACCCUGCUCACAGACCUCCCACAGCCGCCCAUGUCAGUGCGGCCCCUGCUGCCGACCACGGGAAACCGCAGGAGCAUCUUGGUCAUGAAGCACAGCUAUUCGCAAGAGGCAGCUGACCACGGAUGUGACCUGGAUGACGACCUAGAAGAAGUUCCCACCACCAGCCACCGGCUUUCACGCCACGAAAAGGCAGUACAGCGGUUCUGCCUCAUUGGCUCUUUGAGCAAACAUGAAUCAGAGUACAACACAACUAGGGUCUAAGAGACAAUCUCAAGAUACAUCAGACAGAUGCAUCAUUCCUCUGCAUCUUGCCAAGUUUGACAGCAUUCGGCGCAAAGGUUUCUCACCUUAAUGCAUCUUGAGUGAACUGUUGCCCCGGAGCAACUUUACCAAUGUAGAGUGCCGUGAUGAGAAAAUUAAAAAGAAAAAAAAGGUUUGUGGUGUACGCGUUGCGUUGUAUGUCAUUGCUUUGAACCACAGAGGCGCAGUUUCCCCUUCCACAACUGGCUGGAAUUGACGAGCCUUGGAACACCGAUAAUUUCACACACUUGACAAUAUUUUUGUUUUCCUUUUUCUUUUGUAGGAAUAGAGAAUCUUUAAUGUAAAACUGUUUUUUUUUUUUAAACAACAGUUUGUUUAGUCAUUUCCAUGUAAAGAUUAAAAUAUGAAAUUGCAUAUUUUGCUCUUUUUUUUGAUGCCAUAUCUUUACAGUAGUGUAUCAACUUGUUUUUAUAUGACUGACUGUCCUGUCCAGAAGACAAAAGAACAGGAUGUAAUGUGAAACAUCAUAAAUGGGUGCAAACAUAAUUCAUCUAACCUUUAUUUUCUCCCUAUCUGGAAUCUCUGCAGUAUUUUUGUUUUGUUUGAUUUUUUUUUUCACUCUUCUUGUCAGUCAUGUUCAUUUAAAUCCAUUUGCAAAUUUAUUUGUCAACAUGUUAGAAAAUGCCGGACAGAAUGUUUUCAAUAAACUAAUGUUUACUGACUUCACUGUGAUGAUUUUGUUUGACCUGCUGUGUCUAAUUUCCAAAUCUGUUCCGUUCUGGGAUUAAACUGUCACUGGUGAUAUUUCUCCAACCAAAUUUCUCAUUUGGCUGUCACCUUGAGGAUGGUACCUGGCAUAUUGAAAGAAAACAACAUGUUUUUCAUAAUUGUAUUGUUUAUUUGUUUUGGCCCAAGUAUAAUUUAACCUUUCAUAAACUAGUAAACACUAGAAUGGAUGAAUUGUUCCAAUCUGUGAUAGUGUGUACCACAGUCUGUGGUUCUCUAAUGGGGAUCCAUCAAUGGUUUCCAAUAAAUGUCAUUAAAAAUGAUCAUGACAACCUGCACAUUGGCCUAUAUUUU